This is a messenger RNA of Penicillium coprophilum, 597 nucleotides long. Its product is annotated as GNAT family N-acetyltransferase. The record is from RefSeq and is a predicted model, not a curated record. NCBI's taxonomy places the organism in Eukaryota, Fungi, Ascomycota, Eurotiomycetes, Eurotiales, Aspergillaceae. Bases 1 to 597 code for a protein of 198 amino acids. Gene Ontology annotation, molecular function: acyltransferase activity, transferring groups other than amino-acyl groups. The transcript has a single exon.
AUGCCUGACUUUACCUUUCCCCCGGGCUUCACGAUUGCCACCCCACGUCUCCAAAUCAGCCCCUUCAACCCAACCGACCCAGCCCACAGCGCCUUCUUAGUCAAGCUUUGGAAUACAGAUGAUUUCAUCAGCUCAUGCGGGAAAACCGGAAUUACCACAACAGAAAAGGCAUCUGCAUUCCUCCAAGGCAGAGUUUCAGCACACUAUGCCUAUCAUGGCUACGGCAUGUUCCUAGUCUCGCGACAGACUGAUGAAGGCUUGAAGCCGAUCGGCACGGUAUCACUUAUGAGGGGCAUCCCACCCGGCCCGGGCUAUCUCGCCCCGGAUAUCGGGUUCGCCAUAUUACCAGAGGAAGGCCGGAAGGGGUAUGCGACCGAGGCAGCGAGGGGCCUUUUGGACUAUGCGAAUAAAAAUCUCGGGGUUGAUGCCGUGUUUGGAUUCUGUUCGCCUACAAAUCAGCGGAGUCGGGGCGCUUUGGAAAAAAUUGGGAUGGAGUUUAGAGGGAUCAGGCCUUUGAAGGUUUUUGGAGGGGAGGAUAAUGCUGUCUAUGCUUUGCCAGGGAUGAGCGAGGACCUGAGUGUUUAUGAUUUGGACUGA